AAUAGCACAAGUCAGAGUUACAACAUGUUUUAAUUUUGGAUGCAAUUUAAAUUAUAAAUUAGAACUAAAAAAUAAAUUAUUUUCAAAUGUUAUACAUUUUACCUACGUAUGUGAUUUUUCUCUUAUAGUUUGUAUUAUUGAACAUUUUUGUCCUUAAUAACAAUAAUAUGCUCAGUGCAUAUGUAGUAAACAAUCGUUAAAGAAAAAUAAAAAAGUAAAGGAGUUAGUGCACACCUACUGUUGAAUUACCACAAUAUAAUUAAGCAAAAAACAAAAAAAUUAUAUCAAGAUGGAUAAGACCAGCAUUAAGCAACAAUUAAAACGUGCAAAAGAAGAAUUUAUAAAGAAAGACUUUUUUGAAGCGUCCAAACUUUGCAAAGCCUUGUUGACAGCUGAACCUAACAAUAUAUCAGGUCUUAUUCUGUACGGCGCUACACUGCUAGAAAUUCCAUCUAAAAAGGAUGAAUCCAUACAAUAUUUUCAAAAAGUAAUUGACAUCAAUCCCAAUAAUAUAUUUGCAUGGCAAGGGGUUGAACAAUACUAUGAAAAAUGCGACAGACAAACAGUAUGUCCUCAACUAUUUUUCACUUACGCAAACCUAUUGUGUUUGGAGUCUGAUGAAAAUAAAUGUAAAACAAGAGCUAAAAAAGCUAUAGAGCUUUGGAAAAAUUAUAAAACUAAAUUAGAUGUUGGGCUUUUUGUAAGUACUGUAUUACCAAAAGUGGAAACCGAAGAGACAACACCACAAGUUUUAGCUAUUAGCAGAGUUCUUGCAGAGUUCCCCUUCACGGAAGAAACUGUAUCUUUAGACAAUCAUCUAGAAAAAAUUUAUUUGGCCUUGUGUGAGGAUAACAGUUAUGAUGACAGAUUUGAAAUAUAUUGCAAACUUAUUCCUGUAUUAAAAUCAAAAGGAAAAAGGCAAGAAAUUGUUGACAUAUGUGAAAAAAUGCUUUCACUGUAUAAUAAUAACGCAACUGCUAUUAAUUUUUACUGUGAAUCUUUUAUUAGUAAUUACAUUAAAUCAAUAACAGAUUUCGAAGAGAGUUUAAUACAAAUUGUUGACAAAAUGAGUACAAAUAUUAUGGAAAGAUGCGACAUAUUAUUAUCGUCUCAGCCAACUAAUCCUAAUUCGUUAAUAGCCAAAAGUAUUGCUUUAAGAAGACAAAAUAACUUUGAGGAUAGCCGUAAAUUAUUACAAAAAGUAUUGCAAGUCAAGGUUAGUUCUUGGCAGUCAUGGUUUAUACUCACUGAAAUUCAACUUAAUAUACAUUAUUAUGAAGAUGUUAUUCGGUGUGUUCAUCAAGCGAAAAAAAUUAUAAAACCUACUUUUUCUUGUUAUCAAACAAUGGUUCUUUGGGAAAUUGAAGCGUAUUGCUCUUGUUCCAAACAUUAUCUUCAAGGCCGCCAGUUAGCCAUUGAGAUUCUUUCUCAAAAUAUGUCGGAUGUGUUAAUUAGUUGUGUUAUUAUUGCUAGCUGUAAUUUGGGCGAUCAAAAAACUGCUAAAAACUAUUUAAAUACAUUGCAAAAUAAAUGUGGUAAUAACGAUAACUUUUUAUACUUGGAAGCAUUAUAUUUUAGUCAUUUUGAUCAGCUAGAUGACGCCUUAAAUUGUUUAAAAAAUAUUCAUAAACCUUCAGUUGAUACAAAGCUUUUACAUGGCAAUAUUUUAUGGAAACAGAAUAAAUUUUCUGAGGCUGGUAAAUUGUAUCUGGAAGCAUCUCGGAUCGCCCCAUAUCGAUGUGAUCUAAUCACAAAGCUAGGAAACUCUUAUAGACAAAUAAAACAGUUACCUACAGCCAUAGCUUGCUAUGAAAAAUCAAUAAUGUUGAAUCCUGACAAUGAAGAAACUGGAAUUGCAUUAUCGGAUCUCUAUUUAACUUUGUCAAAAACUGAAGAACAAGAAGUGCUAUUAAAUUUCUUAAAUAGAUCAAAUAACAUUAAAUGGUCAUCUUUGAGGUUAGGCUUGUAUUAUUUGAAAAUUAAAAAUUAUGAAAAAGCUGUAGACAAUUUUCAACUUGCUACUAAGUAUGAUCCGUACAAUGCAUCCUGUUAUGAAUGCCUUGGUGACGCUCUCUAUGCACGAAGAUCACUUAUAGGCGCAAAACUCACUUAUGCUAAAUGCUUGGAAAUAAAUCCUACUCUUUUAUAUCCAAAACUACAAAUUGCUAAAAUUGAAUACCUAAGUGGUCAAUUUGAUGCAAGUAUUCAACUUUAUUAUAACAUUAUAAAUGCACAUUCCUCCGAGUUCAGUGUUCUGUUGGAGGCUUCUAGAAUAUUUUUGACACACGCCAAGUGUAUAUUUGAUCAUCAAGUUAAUAGAAGUUAUGAAUUAUGUAAAAAUGUUUGUGAAUAUUUGCAUAAGGCAUUACAUAUAGAUAACCGGUUUGCAUUGUUGUGGAAAUUGUUUGGAGAUUUAUGUAUGUUAGUAGCAACUAUGCCCGAAGAGCUAUCGUCGUUAACAUUACCAUGGAAUAUAUUUGACAAAAGUCAAGAAAAUUAUGUUAUUAAUAAGUUACAGUUUUAUACCUAUUCUCGAAGAUGUUAUACUCAAGCAUUAAAUGUGACAACAAAAAGGACUUCAUUGAAUGCGGUCCAGAAAUACAUUUGGCAUGAUUUAGCCAAUUGUUAUUUAAAACAUGCAGAGAGUGCAGAGAUUGAUAAACAAGAGCGGUUAGAGUUCAAAUCUAAAGCGAAGCAAGCUAUUAAAAAAUGUUUGUCCUUAGAAAUAAAUAAUAAUGGUUUUUGGAAUACAAUGGGUCUAAUAGAAACUAUUGAUGAAUCAGAGAACGAGUACCUGAGUUAUAUUUGUUUUGUCAAGUCUUUAGAAAGCAAAGUAAAUGCAGUCGCAUAUAAUAAUUUGGCUGUAAAGUGUAUGCUCCACAACAAUGUAGAUCUUGCUCUAGAAGCUUGCAAUUUAAGCCAGUGCCUAGAUCCGACUUUGAUUAACAGUUGGAUUGUGCAAGGACUUCUUACACGUUAUGAAGAUCCUGAAAAAUCUUUGGAAAUAUUAUAUCAUUCUACCACUUUAGGUGUUCAUGAGGAAAGUAUCUGCAAUUUCACCGAAUUGAAUUUCAUAAGUAUUGACCCCAAUACUACGGUUCUAAAGCCAACUUAUAAAACUCUGCAUUGUAUAGAUGUGCUUACUUGGCUUACGUCUAAAAAUCCUAAACAUAGUUGGGGUCAUAAUGCACUAUCUAUUUUGUUUAGACAUUGCGGUCUUUACAGAAAUGCUGUUGAAGCCGCUAAAAAAGCUGAAAAAUGCUGUGAGCCCAAUAAUCUAAUAGGCAUUCAAAGAAAUCUGGCGUUCAGUCUUCUCAAGGCAGACUGUUUUCAAGAAGCCAUGUCAAUUUAUCAAGAGUUGGGUGCUAAGAAUACGUAUGAUAAGUGUUGUGUUGCACUUGCCCUGUAUAAGACUGAUCGAUAUCAAGAAGCAUAUACUAUUUAUGAGUCUGUGACUAAAAAUAUAACUGAUAAUGUAAUUGUAUCUUCUGCGUUUCAGGCUAUGGCCAUCAUAACUUUUGGUGCCGAGCAAGAUUACGAAAAAGCAAAAAUAUUGUUCUUGAAAAGCAUCCAAAAUAAUAAGUCAAACGUUCAAGCUCUGUUAGCCACAUUCGCCCUGGGUAUAGUGAUACGUGAUAUAAAUUUAUCAAAAAUUGUCUUGCGCGAGUUGUUUAUGUAUAAAGACGACCCUGUCUACAUGAAGGAUAUCAUUCGUUUCAUAGCAUAUUUCUAUUAUAUGAACCGUCAACCGGAAGUAUCUAUUCGAUUACUCAGCCGUUAUGUACACAGUCAUCCCGAGAACCCUCAUUUGUAUGUAAAUUUGGGCUAUAUUCUAAUGUGCCAUUAUAUGGCCAACGAGUACAGGUGUAAAAGAGGCCUGGUAGCUCACUUAUUUGAGUGUGCUGCAGUCAUCAGUAACAAACAAGGGGAUCUGGAUCAAGCGUUGGUUUUAACUAGUAUUUGUAAUUUGUUUGAAGGAGAUUUGAAAACAUGUCUAAAAAAUGUCUUGAAAGGAAUCCAUAUGUAUCCAAUGUCUUCUGAUCUGUGGACUGUCCUCUUAAACGCAAUUUAUUGUCGUGGCAACUUGGCUGACAGCUCAUUUUUAAAACAACACAUUACUUUUGUUAUUAACAGUUUACAACCAAGCGAGCAUCUAAAAGUUAACCUUUUGAAACUCGAAACUCAUAUUCCGUGAUCAUUUAUUGUUAUUGUACUUUUGUAGAUAAAUAACUAAAUUUAAUAUAUUGUAAUAUUGUAAUAGGCACUUAAGUUUUAUUGAAAUAACUAUUGAUUGAUAAUAUAAUUGUACAACAUAUA
Molecule: messenger RNA, 4317 nt
Organism: Adelges cooleyi (spruce gall adelgid)
Lineage: Eukaryota; Metazoa; Arthropoda; Insecta; Hemiptera; Adelgidae
Product: tetratricopeptide repeat protein 37
Exons: 3
Coding region: 290-4195 (1301 amino acids)
Cellular component (GO): Ski complex
Molecular function (GO): protein binding
Source: RefSeq, a predicted model, not a curated record